Oppiella nova is the source of this 362-nucleotide messenger RNA. Lineage: Eukaryota; Metazoa; Arthropoda; Arachnida; Sarcoptiformes; Oppiidae. The record is from the annotation of a GenBank genome assembly.
ACUGGCACUACAUUGAAGUGCAUAUCGCGCUUAUGAUGAUCGAAGUGAUUGUUGUGAUCGUAUUUCUGGUCAUAUUUGGCCACCGAUUGUCACAACGACUGCAUUUCGCCCAAACAAACCCAUUGUCGGUCAAUGGCGGCGCACCGGCAGCUCUGGUAUCGCCUAAUAAACGGUCCCACCCUUACGGCAUUCCCAGUCAUUUGCCACCAAAAACACUCAAAUUUGAAGACGAUAAUAAAUCACAAGAAGUGAUGUCUAAUAAAGUGGCGAAUAGUCAGCGAAAAAUCCGAAAGAAAAAGCGAAAAACGCAAGCAAUCAAUGGUUUGAAUGCCUUAUCGCAGAGUUUGGACGGCAAAGCGCUG